Colletotrichum truncatum is the source of this 474-nucleotide messenger RNA. RefSeq names its product sumo conjugating enzyme. The record is from RefSeq and is a predicted model, not a curated record. Gene Ontology annotation, molecular function: SUMO conjugating enzyme activity. NCBI's taxonomy places the organism in Eukaryota, Fungi, Ascomycota, Sordariomycetes, Glomerellales, Glomerellaceae. Gene Ontology annotation, cellular component: nucleus. Gene Ontology annotation, biological process: protein sumoylation.
AUGUCUCUGUGCCAGAACAGACUCCAGGAAGAGCGAAAGCAGUGGCGAAAGGACCACCCCUUUGGCUUCUUCGCCAAACCUCAACGUAAUGCGCAAGGCACUCUAGACCUUAAGGUGUGGGAAUGUGGCAUUCCAGGGAAGGAGAAAACGAUCUGGGAGGGCGGCCUGUUCAAGCUUACCAUCACAUUCCCCGAGGAAUACCCCACGAAGCCUCCCAAGUGUAAAUUCGUGCCUCCCCUGUUUCACCCGAACGUAUACCCUUCCGGCACCGUUUGCCUGUCGAUUCUCAACGAGGAGGAGGCCUGGAAGCCCGCCAUUACGGUGAAGCAAAUCUUGCUUGGAAUUCAAAACUUGCUGGAUGACCCCAAUCCGGAAUCGCCAGCCCAGGCCGAGGCUUACAGUCUCUUCAAGAAGGAUAAGGCGGAGUACGAGAAGAGAAUUAAGCGCGUUGUGCGAGAGAACCCGGCGCCCUAG